AUAUUGGUUGGACUAUCUGCUUUUGUUGGUAUACUUCAUGUUUACAAGUGCUGUUUUUUCAUGGUUACAUCAAAAAACAUGUUUUCGAUCAUCUGAUCUGUUUGUGUUAACGUUUUACAGAAGGGCUGUGCUGGGCAAGAACAGCUGAAAGGCAGACAUCAAGGAUGAGAUUAGAAUACCUUAAAGCUGUACUUAAACAAGAAGUUGGGUUCUUUGACACACAAGCUGCUGAGUCUUCCACAACCUUUCAAGUUAUUUCAACCAUUUCUGCUGAUUCCAAUACAAUCCAAGUCACUAUAGGCGAAAAGAUACCUGAUUGCCUGGCCUAUCUAUCUUCCUUCUUCUUCUGCUUCAUAUUUGCCUUUGUGCUCUCAUGGAAACUCACAUUGGCAGCUAUACCAUUCACCAUGAUGUUCAUCGUCCCGGGGCUUGGAUUCGGGACAAUGAUGAUGAAAGUGGGGAUGCAGGCGAUCGAGUCCUAUGGGGUUGCUGGCGGGAUUGCAGAGCAGGCGAUUUCAUCUAUAAGAACUGUAUAUUCCUAUGCUGCUGAGCACCAAACUCUCGAGAAGUUCAGCCAAGCACUACAAAAAGUAAUAGAGCUGGGGAUUAAGCAAGGCUUUGCAAGAGGACUAAUGAUGGGAAGCUUUGGAGUCAUUUAUAUCAGCUGGGGUUUUCAAGCAUGGCUUGGAUCUCUUCUGGUCAGUAAGAAGGGCGAAAAGGGCGGUGAUAUUUUCGUGGCGGGAUUCAACGUUCUUAUGGCGGGACUAAAUAUCUUGACAGCUCUUCCAAAUCUCACCGCGAUAACAGAAUCAAAGGCGGCUUCUGUUCGGAUUUCUGAGAUGAUUGAUCGCGAUCCAGCCAUAGACACUGAAGACAAGAAGGGGAAAGCACUGUCAUAUGUGAGGGGAGAAAUUCAGUUCAAAGGUGUAUAUUUCAGUUACCCCUCGAGGCCCGAUACUCCUGUCCUGCAAGGGCUGGAUGCCACGAUCCCGGCUGGGAAAACCGUGGGUAUUGUUGGGGGCAGUGGCUCGGGCAAGUCCACCGUCAUUUCAUUGCUCCAAAGAUUCUAUGAUCCCAUCGAAGGCGAUAUUUACCUGGAUGGAUACAAGAUAAAGAGACUGCAUCUUAAAUGGCUGAGAUCCCAAAUGGGACUUGUUAACCAAGAGCCAAUCCUUUUCGCAACAUCCAUUAAAGAUAAUAUACUUUUUGGCAAGGAAGAUGCAUCAAUGGAAGAUGUAGAGAGAGCAGCCCAGGCUGCAAAUGCACAUGACUUCAUCAUCAAGCUACCAGAUGCUUAUGAAACUAAUGUUGGACAAUUCGGGUUCCAAUUAUCUGGAGGCCAAAAGCAGAGAAUAGCCAUUGCAAGAGCUUUGAUCCGAGACCCGAGGAUCUUGCUGUUAGAUGAAGCCACGAGUGCCCUGGAUGCCGAAUCUGAAAGAAUUGUACAAGAGGCAAUCGAUCACGCAUCCAUCGGGAGGACUGCAAUAGUCAUAGCACAUCGUCUAUCCACAAUUCGAAUGGCGAAUCUAAUAAUGGUUCUUCAACACGGGAAGGUAGUCGAAUCUGGUUCACAUGCACACCUUAUGGAGAUGAACGAUGGAGAGUACUACAAUAUGGUGAGAAUGCAGCAAUCAGGUAUUCAAAACGAGGCUACUCCGAGUCGCCAUAGCCAAAAGAUUGAUAAGAAAAGACGCCAUAAAAUGAGCGUACCUUCUAGUCCACUGAGUGUGAGAUCAAGUGCAGCCAGCACUCCUGUUAUGUAUCCAUUUAGCCCCGCGCUUUCCAUGAGCCCAGUAAUUCCACACAGCGGGAUAUAUUCCGCUCCCUACUCGGUGCAAUACGAAGAUUCGUUUGGAAGCGACGAUGAGGACAGAAAAGAACCGGCUUAUCCUGCUCCUUCACAGUGGCGUUUGCUGAAAAUGAAUGCCCCCGAGUGGCCUCGAGCCCUGCUUGGAUGCAUUGGAGCGAUUGGCUCGGGAGCAGUACAGCCCAUAAAUGCAUACUGCGUUGGGGGUCUUAUCGCAGUUUACUUCCGAACUGACAAAUCCACCAUCCAAUCUCACGCAAGGAACUAUACUUACGUUUUCAUAGGCCUCGGGGUUUUCAACAUGGUCACUAAUGUUCUCCAACACUACAGUUUCGCAGUCAUGGGGGAAAAACUAACCAAGAGGGUUCGGGAGAAGAUACUCGAGAAACUAAUGACCUUCGAGAUUGGAUGGUUCGACCAAGACGAGAACACAAGUGCAGCCAUAUGUGCUCGGGUUUCAACCGAAGCUAACAUGGUUCGUUCCCUCGUAGGAGACCGGAUGUCACUGCUAGUUCAAGCCAUCUUCGCAGCCACCUUUGCUUACACUUUAGGCCUCUUCCUAUCGUGGAAACUCGCCCUCGUGAUGAUGGCAGCUCAGCCUUUGCUCAUCGGAAGCUUUUACGCGAGAAGUGUACUAAUGAAGAGUAUGUCUGGAAAAGCACAGAAAGCACAAAGGGAAGGAAGCCAAUUAGCAAGUGAAGCAGUGGUUAACCAUAGAACUAUAACCGCUUUCUCAUCCCAGAAACGAAUCGUUGGCCUGUUUAAAGCAACAUUAGAGGAGCCAAGAAAGGAAAGUAUCCGGCAAUCCUGGUUUGCGGGGAUGGGGCUAUUCAGCUCCCAAUUUCUCGCCACAGCUUCUACAGCUUUAGCCUACUGGUACGGUGGAAAGCUACUAACACAAGGAGAAAUAUCCCCCGAGAGACUCUUUAGAGCCUUUCUCGCACUGCUUUUCACUGCCUACACAAUCGCCGAAGCAGGAAGCAUGACCAAGGAUAUAUCCCGAGGAAGCGACGCUGUCCGCUCAGUAUUCGCUAUCCUGGAUAGAGAAUCCGAGAUUAAACCAGACAGCUCGGUGGGAGUUGAUGCAAAGAAGGCAGAGUUUAUGGGUCGAGUCGAGUUCAAGAAAGUGUUCUUCGCUUACCCAACAAGACCCGACCAGCUGAUUUUCAAAGGCCUUAGCCUUAAAAUUAGCCCGGGGACUACAGUAGCACUGGUCGGGCAAAGCGGUUCUGGCAAAUCAUCCAUUAUAGGGCUGAUAGAGAGGUUUUACGAUCCACUUAGAGGAGCAGUUUAUAUCGACGGAAGAGACAUCAAGGACUACAAUUUGAGGAAAUUAAGGUCACGUAUAGCAUUAGUUAGCCAAGAACCUACCUUAUUUGCAGGAACUAUCUACGAAAACAUUGCAUAUGGCAAAAAGAAUGCAAAGGAAGCUGAGAUCAGAAAGGCUGCUAUUCUUGCAAAUGCACACGAGUUCAUAAGUGGAAUGAAGGAUGGAUAUGAGACUUACUGUGGAGAACGGGGAGCACAGCUCUCGGGAGGCCAGAAGCAAAGAAUAGCAAUUGCUCGUGCGAUUCUCAAGAACCCGAAAAUCCUGCUCCUCGAUGAAGCAACCAGCGCUCUCGAUACAAUCUCAGAAAGACUGGUUCAAGAAGCACUGGAGAAGAUGAUGGCUGGUCGAACCUGCAUUGUUGUGGCUCAUCGCCUAUCCACAAUACAGAAAGCUACCUCCAUUGCUGUGAUCAAGGAUGGAAUAGUCGAAGAGCAGGGAUCACACUCUGAAUUGCUUUCCCUAGCUGGCGCUUACUACUCGCUUGUAAAACUACAAGGUAGUAGCACGCCUUACAGGCAAACUUGAAAAUGGCAAUUCUCCCAAGAAUUGUAAACUAAG
Molecule: messenger RNA, 3695 nt
Organism: Ipomoea nil (Japanese morning glory)
Lineage: Eukaryota; Viridiplantae; Streptophyta; Magnoliopsida; Solanales; Convolvulaceae
Product: putative multidrug resistance protein
Exons: 5
Coding region: 165-3662 (1165 amino acids)
Biological process (GO): transmembrane transport
Cellular component (GO): membrane
Molecular function (GO): ATP binding; ABC-type transporter activity; ATP hydrolysis activity
Source: RefSeq, a predicted model, not a curated record